UCAGCAGCGUUACCCCCUUUCCCCCGCUGCUACAGCCGCGCCGUCCCGCAGCCACCCCCCGCGCGUCCCGCACGGGCGCGGACGGCACGGGGCAGGCGGUCGGCGCGGGCACCUAAGGCAGCACCGCGCCGCUUAUUGGCGGGGCGGCGGCGUCUGGUGAUGGCGUCAGGCGCUGGUGGCGGCGCGGCGCGGCGGCGGUGGAAGGCCCCGCAAUGUGCGCGCCGCGCUGGCGUGGGGGGCCUGGAGGGGCGCGCAGCCCCGCGCUAGUGGCCAUGUCGCGCUUUGCGGCGCAGAGGCUCGUCCCGGCGGUGAGGGGCUGGCGCGGCUUCUCAGUUUGCAAGUCAUGGGCUCUCCGGAGAUUUUCCCUCCAGCCUGCCCAGCAGAAGAAGAUUCCAAACCGGUAUUUGGGUCAGCCCAGCCCCUUCACACACCCACACCUUCUCAAACCAGGGGAGGUAACCUCAGGAUUGUCACAGGUGGAAUAUGCUCUUCGCCGACACAAACUGAUGGCGCUGAUCCAGAAGGAGGCCCACGGCCAGGAUGGACUGGACCAUACAGUGAUUCUGCUAUCCAACCCUACGUACUACAUGAGCAAUGACAUCCCCUACGUUUUCCACCAGGACACUAACUUUCUGUACCUCUGCGGGUUUCAGGAGCCUGACAGCAUCCUGGUGCUACAGAGCCUUCCUGGCAAAGCGCUGCCCUCUCACAAGGCCAUCCUUUUUGUGCCCAGGAGAGAUCCAAGCCGAGAGUUGUGGGAUGGGCCCCGAUCAGGCACAGAUGGGGCAGUUGCUCUCACAGGAGUAGAUGAAGCUUACACUAUUGAGGAAUUCAGGCACUUGGUAACCAAACUGAAAGGUGAGUCAAGUGUGAUUUGGUAUGACUUGACCAAGCCAGCGCAUGCACAGCUGCACUCUGACUACCUGCAGCCCUUGGCUGAGAUAAAAGCUCGGAGCAAAAACCACAUCCAGGGCAUCCGACACCUAGUGCAAAACCUUCGUCUGAUCAAAUCUCCUGCAGAGAUUGAAAGGAUGAAGAUUGCUGGACAGGUGACAGCAGAGGCUUUCAUAGAGACAAUGUUUGCCAGCAAAUCCCCAGUGGAUGAAGCCUUUCUGUAUGCAAAGUUUGAAUUUGAGUGCCGGGCUCGUGGUGCUGACAUCUUGGCCUACCCUCCUGUUGUUGCUGGUGGCAAUAGAUCCAACACCUUGCACUACGUGAAGAACAAUCAGCUCAUCAAGGAUGGUGAACUGGUCUUGCUAGAUGGUGGAUGUGAGUCUUCCUGCUAUGUAAGUGACAUCACACGUACCUGGCCCAUCAAUGGAAGAUUCACUGAACCCCAAGCAGAACUAUACCAGGCUGUCCUGGAUAUCCAAAAGUCUUGCCUGAGCCUCUGCUCCCCAGGCGUCAGUCUAGAGAAUAUCUACAGCCUCAUGCUGAGCCUUAUUGGACAGAAACUGAAAGAGCUGGGAAUCCUAAAGAGCAGCAUCACUGAGAGCUACUUCUUCAAGGCUGUUCGAAAGUACUGCCCACAUCAUGUGGGCCAUUACUUGGGCAUGGAUGUACAUGAUACCCCAGAUAUGUCCCGAUCGCUCCCACUCCAGCCAGGCAUGGUGAUAACCAUUGAACCAGGCAUUUACAUCCCUGAGGAUGAUGUGAGCGCCCCAGAGAGGUUCCGUGGCAUCGGUGUGCGCAUUGAGGAUGACGUUGUGAUAACGGAGGAUGCGCCGCUCAUCCUGUCUGCUGACUGUCCCAAAGAGAUUGACCACAUUGAGCAGAUCUGUGGCCGCAGCUCGUGAUAUCCCUUCUUGCCUCUUGCACCCUCCUCAGGAGGCACAGCCCUCCAGGAAUGCAGCCCCCUGCAACUGACUGUAGUAGUCAAGCGAUGGGUGGUGUGGACUGUUGAUGGCUGCUUUGAGACUGUGGGGCUGGGAGGUGGAAUGGAAAUAGCUCAGGCAGUGAGGGCUGAAAAGCAAAGUAACCUUUUGUGUGUGUUUCUCCCCUCUGAUUUGGUUAGGGCUGGUGUUGAGCUGUUGUAGAAGGUGGGGGUGGAUUCAUCACCCUUCUGUGUGGCUCCCCAUGUUUCAGUGCCUUUGGAGGGAUGAGUUUUGUCAGUGCUACCAGCAGAGCUUCUGCCUGGUCCCUUUACGCAUGCAUGGGUGCUGCUGCUGAGAGCCAGGGCCCUGUUGUUUACCCUUUAGCAAUAGUUUCACAAUGGUCAAAUUUUAAAAGUGAAACUUUGAAAAAUGCUAUUUUGGAGGAAUAAGCUGUGUCAGACAGCUUUGGUUUCUAUAGAACCUUGGAAGGAAGAGACUUGACAGUCAGGAAGAUUGGUCCUGGGAGGGGGUAGUUUUAACUGAAGUCUCUUUAGAGAAGAAAAUUUCUGGCAUUCUGAGGGUAAGGAUGUGUUUGGGCCUUGUUCAAGCAGAUGCCAAAUAGGCCAACAGCAGGAGAAAAAAGCCUCAUCUGGUCUUUCAGCAUACAAUUACCAAGAGGGCUUGGUAAUUGUAGAAGGGACCGAUAGAGCUCAGGAGGGUUGGACAUACCCGUUCUCGCUGCCUUCCACAUUCCUUCAUUUUUGUUCCAAAUCUCCAUUGCAGUCUGCUGUUCUGAGCCUGCCUCUACCCUGGGAAGCAGGGCCGUGCUGGGCUUCACUCGUGAGCUCCUGGUUGUUGCCUACAUAUGAGUUUUCCUGUAAGGGCAAAACAGUGUGUGGGGCACUCACAGCACCUUUCUGGUUUUACUGUAGCCACCAAUAGUUUCAGCAAUGCAUUUCUGAAGAGUCUGCAGUAUGGUGAGUUGGAGGUCUUUAUAGGGCUUUUGUGGAGUAAUUUUCCUUUUCAAAACACUGUAGGCAUGAUCACAGCUGCCUUUUGGUUUGUGCCAAGUGUAGUCAAUAACUAAUGCUCUGUGAUAAUAUUUCUGAGGAAGCUGCAAAUAUAAUUAGUGGCUGGGAUGGAUUAGGAGUAAAGAGUUGAGUCCUUUCUCAGCAUCAGCCUACUACCCAAGCCACUGUAUGCAGUAGUAAAUAUACUUACUAGAGGCAAACAUGAUGUUUGUUAUUUACUGAAGGUAUUUUGACAAUCAACUUUUUAUUUAACAUAUGUGAAAAAUGCCUCUAAUUACUGCAUCUCUUGUUAUUUAUGCUUGCUUUUGCUUCACAUCAUCUUUUUUCCUCUCCAGUUAUAAAUUUCAGGCUUUUCCUCAGUUAUUGCCAGUUUUCCUUCUCAUUAUCUUGCUAUAUUGUCUCUUUUUGGCCCACCAUAAUGUCAGUGCUUCCUAAUCCCUGAUCUUCUUGCUAAUCAGUGUCAUUGCCUCUCUCCUUGUCUGCCCUCGGUCCUCACAGUGGAUGUUGUCAGAAGCACGUGGGGAAGGUAGUCAGGGUUCCUGAGUUCCACUUCUGGUUCUGGUGCUGACCGUGUAACCUCUAGCAAAAUCUGCUUUAUUUUUUACUCAGUGUUUCAUUUUUCUUAGUGAAUGCCACUCUGGGUGUUGUGCAUGUCCCAUUGCUUUUCAUGGGAGAUGGGUGCAUGCACCAGGGUGUGAAUUUGGCACUUGAAAGGCAGCCAAGACAUGCUAAUAUUUUAUUUUUUAAGCAUAAUAGAAAGUAAAUGCUUUUAUGUAUCAGUUUAUGCCUAGUUAAGAGAACCUGCUGAUUUUUGAUGGAAGUCUUUGUUAGAUGCUCAUGUGUUACUGUACCAAGUACACUGUAAACCGUUGGAAGGAAGGCUCAUUAAGUAUGAACACACAGGAAUGAUUAUUUUUGAUGUUCUUUGGGUCUGUAACACAUUGUUUGUUGUUCCAAUUACACAUAUUAGAGCCGCAUCAACCAGAACAAAUCUUGAAUUUUGGAACUAUGUAAGCAGCUAAAAAUAACGUUAUCCUGAGAGCUACACGCGUGUGCUGAACUGGAUAUCUGCUUCUGUACCUAAUUGCAGAGGUAAUGAUUGUACUUAAUGUAAAUAAGCCUUUGAAAUACAUACAAAAAGUUGUUUUUAAAAUAAAACAAUUUGUAGAAAGUCAUUUCUUGGGCCAUCAAGUUGCAUGCCUGUUGAGCAGAUAUAAGCACUUCCAGGAAGAGCAUUAUUUUUCAGGGAGAUUUAUAAAUUAUGUGUAAUUUAUCUUUGACUUGAAAUAACAUUAUCAAAUGCAGGCACAUACUAAUUACUGAACACUCAGGAAAACCCUGCAACAUGCAAACACCAAUAGAUCUUAGGAAUAUUGAGGAUGAAUGUUUCUGUCAGGAAAGAAGUAUUUGUGAUUCUGCUGAGCGUGGAGUAAUGGAUCUGCUAGGGCUGCUGUGCCCCCCAUACUGUUAAGUGUGUCUGAUUUAGGUUUGGAAUUGCUCUGUAUUCUGUAUUUCUUCCACAGUGUUUAGCCAUUUCUUCAGCAUAAACUCCUGCUAAUGUUUUGAAUGUGUUGUUCCAUGUAAAGAAGAGUGCAUUUUGCAGAACAUAUUAAAUUUGAGUUUUAUCAACUUAAA
This is a messenger RNA of Dromaius novaehollandiae (emu), 4480 nucleotides long. It is a transcript of the gene XPNPEP3, whose product is annotated as X-prolyl aminopeptidase 3. Gene Ontology annotation, cellular component: mitochondrion. The transcript has 10 exons. The coding region runs from base 213 to 1796 and encodes 527 amino acids. Gene Ontology annotation, molecular function: metalloaminopeptidase activity; manganese ion binding. Gene Ontology annotation, biological process: proteolysis. NCBI's taxonomy places the organism in Eukaryota, Metazoa, Chordata, Aves, Casuariiformes, Dromaiidae. The record is from RefSeq and is a predicted model, not a curated record.